Molecule: messenger RNA, 2023 nt
Organism: Neodiprion fabricii
Lineage: Eukaryota; Metazoa; Arthropoda; Insecta; Hymenoptera; Diprionidae
Gene: Jhbp2
Product: protein takeout
Exons: 4
Coding region: 180-944 (254 amino acids)
Source: RefSeq, a predicted model, not a curated record
UUCUUCGCGGAGGAACCAGGAGGUAAAAGCCUCGUCACCCCGAUAUCACGCGACUUGAGUGACAAGAAUCGCAAUUUUUCGACGUCUGAAUUCCGCGGACGCUGUGGAGUUGGGGAAAGAAGAAAAAAAAAAAAAAAAAAAAAAGAAAAACUAACAAGUGCUGAAAGAAGUCGACGACGAUGAAGGGUGCUUUAGUUUUUUUGUGCGCGAGUUUGGUGAUCUGCCUCGCAGGGGUCGAGGCGAUGGGCAAGUACAGAGGACUCGAAUUCCUCGAGCCCUGCUCCAGGCGGAGCCCGCACUUGGAAGCAUGCUUGGCUCGUUCGGCCAACAUCCUCACGGAACACUUUAAACAUGGACUUCCUCAACUCGGCUUCAACGAGGUUGAACCCAUCAUUCUUGACGAACUUCACAUCGCUCUUGGCGGCGGUCCGGAUGGAUACAGGGCUCAGUUCAGGGACGUCGAGGCCAAGGGUGUCUCGGCGCUACGCGUAACAGGUCUCAGGGCGCGAAUCACCGAUGACGAAGUUCAGGUUCAGCUCGCCCUGAGCAUUCCCAGGAUCAGGGCCAAGGCCAAUUACCGAUCCAGCGGGAAGUUGAUUUUGGUUCAGGCCAGCGGCGCCGGCGAUUACUGGGGCGAAUACGAGGGUGUAAAAGCCAAGGUGUUCAUCAGAGCCAAGCCUACUCCAAUCGGUGGCAGACAGUACCUGCAUCUUCAGCAGCUCAAGAUGGACUUUAGCGUGCAAAACAUUAAAAUGGGGGUGGAAAACGUCCACGACGGAAACACGAUUCUUCAGGCUGCCCUCAACCUGUUCAUCAACAGUAACAGCCAGGAACUGCUCAAGGAGAUGAAACCGGACCUCAGACGGAAACUCGUCCAGGUGAUGACGGCCUUCGUCGAGAAGUUAUUCGACCAGGUACCGUACGACGCGUGGAUCGAGGAUUAGACACGUCAAUACACUUGGAAAUCAUACAAAUAUAGAAUAAUACAGGACCGAGGCUCCUCGCCUCGAAGGAAAGUCAGUUCCCCCAGACUCAGGCGCAAGUCACACUUCGUCCGGUCAUUUUGACAAUUAAAAUUCAGACUUAUCUGUUACUAUAUUCAACGAAGAAGAUUCGCCAACUCCCGUGCCUCUGUAAGCUACUCGGUUUGGCCUCACCUCGGGAUAAAGACAACCAGUCCAUGGCCAGGGUAGCUGCAGAUGUCCUUUUGAGUGUUCUUCACCUGUAAAUUGAAAAAGCGAACGAAACGCGUCUUUUGGCGAUUCGAAAGGCGGGUGAUUAUCCGUUCCAGGCUGCACUAUUAGAUAGAUUUCGCAUGUGUGGCGAGUAGCGAAACCCGUUGUAAAUGCACGUAGCCUUGCCAAAAUUUUAUAUCGCAAGAAUUAGCGACCUCCUAUAAUCAGGGAAUCAGGGCAAUGUUAAAUUUCUCAUUUAUCUCUUUCUGUACUUCCCCUACGCUAUUAUAUUAUCCAGUGCAGCUAUAGUUCAUCGUAUGAUUUCCGUACUACUAUAUAAUUCGAUAACAGUAUAUUAUUACUUAGUUUGACAAUGCAAAUUUAAAGCUUAUUGUUAUUGUUAAGGUUCAACUACGCGUAUUCCCAUUAAUUUUUUCACUCACGCAACGAACGUUAAACAGGCUGGCAAGAAAAUUCCAAACACGUCAGUUUUGGACCUUUGAUUGUCUCUCCAGUUGCUAGUUUGCAUUAUCGAAAAUUUCAAAUAUCGACGAGCGUAGCCUCUACUCACGCAUUGAUCAAAGCAUCAAAGCAUCUAAAAAUCUUCGCUUCAUUAGUUAAACAAUCAUAUUCCAUCGUUGCAUAUAACUUAAUUGUUUAAGUUGAUUUGUUGUUUUGUUUUGUUUUUUUCUUUUUUUUAUGUAGAGUUAGUACUUGACUGCUACCCGUUAUUUGCACCAUUUUAUUAGUAAUAAUAACUGCGAUUUUAUAUUUUCCUUUCAUUAUUGAUAGUAUGAUGACUUUGUUUUGUCUGUAUUUAUUUAAUAUAUUUUACAAUUACAAGUAAA